CAAAAAAGAAUAUAUACAUAUAUGUAUAUAUAUAUAUGUAUAUAUACAUAUGUAUAUAAAAGAUUAAGGAAAUACUCAGUCUCAGUCUCAGACUCUCACUUUCAGCUUCUUCUUCUUCUUCUUUAUCCUUCGUUUCUCUUUGUAAUCAGGGAAAAAGAAAAUGGGAAGAGGAAAGUUCAAGGGCAAGCCCACCGGCCACCGCCACUUCUCUACUCCCGAAGAGCUCCUUGCUGGUACCUCUGCUCGUCCCCGUACUUUCAAGAAGGAAGUGGCUGAAGUGGAGGAACAAGAAGAAGAAGAGUCUGAGGAGGAAGUAGAAGAAGAAUCUGAGAAGCGAAAAGGGACCCAAGGGCUUAUUGAGAUUGAGAAUCCAAAUGUGGCUAAACAAAAGAAUGUGAAAGCUAGAGAUGUUGAUAUGGGGAAAACAACUGAACUCUCGAGGCGUGAAAGAGAGGAGAUAGAAAAGCAAAAAGCGCAUGAGCGAUAUAUGAAGCUGCAGGAACAAGGGAAAACUGAACAAGCAAGAAAAGAUUUAGAGCGCUUAGCCCUGAUAAGGCAACAAAGGGCAGAGGCUGCUAAGAAGAGAGAAGAAGAGAAGGCUGUGAGAGAACAAAAGAAGGUUGAAGCUCGCAAAUAACCAGGUUGAGGAAUCUUUAAGAUCUGUUUACCAUCUGUUUUUUUCUAUCUUUUAUAUUUGACCUUUACAUUUGUAUACUGAAGCUUUUAUCCCAUAAAGAACGGUUUUGAAGCUGAUAGAUACUAUCAAUCUUCUAAACUCCUUGGACUUUAUAUAUGCUUUUGGAUCAUCUUAAAUUA
Molecule: messenger RNA, 816 nt
Organism: Theobroma umbraticum
Lineage: Eukaryota; Viridiplantae; Streptophyta; Magnoliopsida; Malvales; Malvaceae
Product: 28 kDa heat/acid-stable phosphoprotein-like protein
Source: RefSeq, a predicted model, not a curated record